Messenger RNA from Nasonia vitripennis (jewel wasp), 2251 nucleotides. RefSeq names its product odorant receptor 26 (gene Or26). Gene Ontology annotation, molecular function: odorant binding; olfactory receptor activity. The transcript has 7 exons. Bases 226 to 1365 code for a protein of 379 amino acids. Gene Ontology annotation, biological process: sensory perception of smell; detection of chemical stimulus involved in sensory perception of smell. Lineage: Eukaryota; Metazoa; Arthropoda; Insecta; Hymenoptera; Pteromalidae. Gene Ontology annotation, cellular component: plasma membrane. The record is from RefSeq and is a predicted model, not a curated record.
AUUUUAUUUAUUUUUUUAAACUAGCAUCAUGCCGACGUUAAGAGAUUCAUAUGUAAAAUAAGACUCCAUAAAAAAAUUUAUUUUGUUGCAAAACUUAGACUCACGAAAACUAUAGGCAGCUUAUUUUUCACUCUCAAACUUAUCAAGCCGCAAUAUAAAAAAUACCGCAAGCCCCUCGAAGGUUGCUUGUUGAAAAGUCUUCCUUGGGUUUCCCAAGAAAUCGAAAUGCAGUACUUUCAAGCUUCUCCCCCGUUGAAUUUUUUCAUUCUGUCAAUUCGAGCAUGCGCUGUGCAUUGCGAGUUAAAAGGAUCAUUGCACAGAGCGUGUAUAGUUGAAGAGCUGCAGUGCUCGAAAAGUGCGCGUCUUGUAUACUUCGCAAUGGAUAAAAAAAGAGGGUUCGAUCACACUUUUGGCAUGUGUAGCAUAAAUCUCGGAAUAGUAGGACUGUGGCCAAAUUCAAAGAACACGAAGUUUCAAGAGUUUAGAUCGAACGUCUCCUUUGUAUUUGCGAUCUUUUCUGUUUCUGUUUUUAUCAGUAUGUCUCAAACUGCGAAACUAAUCAUGAUCUGGGGAGAUUUAUACCAAAUGAUUGAAAAUAUAUCUACUGCGAAUCUACCGAUCACAGUUACGGUGUUUAAAAUGCUUAUAUUUCGAAGUCAUAAAAAAGUACUAGGAGAACUCCUGGCACUCGCUAUAGGGGACUGGUGCACGAAAAAGACUGAGGAAGAGACUGCAAAUAUGUGUGCGAACGCUCGACUAGCCCAUCGAAUAUCCAUGAUUUGCGUUUUCUUGGCCGGAGGUACCGUCAGCAUUCACGCGGUGCUACGAACUUGCCAAGAGUUGGACAUCAUGCCGGGACCGCCGGAGAAGCGACUUCCGCUAUUUAGCAGCUCUUACGUACCUUACGACUACAAAUCCAGCCCUAUCUACCAAGUAACUUGGCUCAUGCAACUCACCGGAACGAGUUGUGCGACCUUAGUUUUUUCGGGAGUCUACUGUGCCUUUGUUGGCAUGGUACUCCAUCUUAGAGGUCAGGUGGCCAACCUGAGGUUAAAAUUGGAGAACAUCUGUGAAAUACGCGAGAAGGGUGAGGGCUUAGUCGAGGCCAGACGAGAUUUCAGGAAAAAAUUAGGUUUCAUCGUGGAACGACACUUGGUUCUUAAUAGCAGAUCUCGAAACUGUUUUUACGUUGAUGUUCCUUGCCGAACUUCUGUCUUGCACUAUACAAAUUUGUCUGCAAGUUUUCUUAUUAGUGACGUUGCUUUCCAAUAUAAAACACGGCUUUCCCAUUUUGGAACUAUUUUUCUUGAUGGUUUAUAUUAUGCAUGUAGGGACGCAUGUCUUCAUUUGUUGUUUCGUUGCUGACAAAUUACGCGAAGAGAGUUUAUUGAUAUGUAAUUCAGUAUAUAAUUAUCAAUGGUACAAGUUAUCCGCACAGGAUGCCAAAAUGUUGAUUUUCGUUAUGCACAGAGGUGACAGACCACUUGCAAUGACGGCAGGGAAGUUUUGCGCAUUUUCUUUACAGCUUUAUGCUCAAAUUCUUAAGACGUCGGGAGGUUACUUGUCAAUGCUUCUAGCUUUGAAAGAUCAAUCCUAAGAUAAUUGAUUAAUAUAAUGGCUUUGUAAUUAAUUGAUUAAUAUAUACUAAUUUAAAUUCAUGAACUUUUCUUACUACAAUUUUUCAAAAUUACCACAAACUCCCUCGAAACGUUGCUAGUAAAAAGUUCACUCGCCUUCACAAGAAAUCGAACUGCAGCCGUUCCAAGUUUCUCCCGCUACGGUUAAGUUUUUUUUUCUCUCCAUUUGAGCAUGUGCCAUCCAUUACAAAUUGAAAAGAUCAUGUAUAAAGUACUUACUUAUGGAACAGAACAAAUUAUUACAAUAUUGAGAGUUAUCAUCCACUGCACAUAUGAAGUUCACCACACUUGAAUUCGAUCAACAGCAAUUUCUAGCUAUCGCAUGAAUUAUCUCGCACUUAUACAAGUAAAUUAAAAGUUCAUGACACCAUCAUUUACUGCAUGAUCACAUGCACUUAUAUAAAAAGUAGAAAGUGUUCGCUCGGGCCUCACCUACACUUGCAUAAGGUAAUUUUUUGUAAUAGGUGUUAAUCGCCCUACGGUUUACAGCUUAUAAACUUCACCGUAUAUGAAAACCAAUAGUUAUCGAAAAUAACGAACUUUUAUUAACGAUGUGACUGUUAGCAGUGUAAGACAAGGUCUGUUGCUGCCAUGUGCAUGCAGAGCCUGUAAAU